UUUUCGUUUGGAAUAUCCGAAAUAACUCGUAUUUAAAUUAUUGACGAUACUUUCCACCUAUAAAAACACGACCUAAACCUAGUUCUGCAACAAUCAGAAAUGAAGCGUCAAGCCACAGGAUUAGUGCUUUGUGCGCUUUUGCUCAGCACAUUCGGCCAUGAGCUUUUAAACCGACACCAUUUGGCCCAAUCGGCUCGACAUUCUCCUCUCCUUUCUCGUUUACACAGCAGACACAACAAGGCAAAAUCUGAAGAAUGCACCAUUCAGUGUGUAUCAACAGAGUCUAACUCCACCACGUCUCAAUUAGAAGUCUUGGUCAAUGCCACUGUUAAUCUGGUGGCUAUUGUAAAUGUAACAGCAGAACUUGCCAUCGUUGUGGACGUCAAUUCGAGUCUUGUUGCCAUUUUUAACGCUUCCAGCAGCUCUGUUAUUAUUGUUAACAUCGAGAGUAGUUCCGGUGUUGUAAUUUCUGGAGGCAAUCUCACAUGGAGUCAAUCUGUAAAAUUCGAAGCUUUCUUCGAAAGUCUAACAUCGUUGAAAAUCCUUUAUGAACAAGGCAAGAAAAACGGACAAAGUUUCACUUCCAGUAACAUCACUGCUGAAAUCUCGCUUCAAAUCAGUGUCGCUUUAUCCGUCCUAAGUUCUGGUAGCUAUUCAGUUGAAGGUAAAGAAGCCCUCACUCUUCUUGUCACAAUUUCCCGAAGUUUAUCCGCGUCAUUGAAAUUACUUUUGGUAUUUGUUGAAUCCACUACUAUCACUAUUACCAGCAAUUUGAAAAUAGUUGUUGGAGUGUUAGAAGGUCUUUCUGUGUUCUUCAACCAACUCAAAGGCGGUGUUUCCGUUUUGGUAAAGAACCACGUGAAACUCGAUCUCGAAGUGAUUCUCCAAAGUCGCACUUCUGUCGACAUUUUCUUGUACGUUUUGAUUCAAUUGAACUCAAGUGGAGUCAAACUAACCGAAGUCCUUGAAGGUGUAAUCACCUCGUCUGAAAGCUUCUUUUUGCUUCUUGCAAGUUUGGGUGGAAAUUCAACUGAAGGUUUCAACGGUUUUAUCACAGUAGUUUCCGAAAUUGUUGCUCUGGUCCAUGGUCAUAGUACCAUCCAAGCUGUGGUGGUUGCCCUAAUCGAAUUUUACGGUAGUUCGUCGCGUGAUCACAAUUUAAGCGAAGAAUGGAAAACUAGUAUCGAAGUUUUGAUUAAAGUAAUCUCGCAAUUGAAAUUGACCAGAACUUUCAAGGUUGUGCUCAAAGUUUUGAACGAAAUUCGAGAAGAAAAAUGGGUAGAAAACAACGUCAAUUUAUCGGCGAUUAUCAAAGUUUUAAUCGAAGUUAAUGAUUCAUCGGUUCCUCUUGACCAAAUCAUUCGAAUUCUUGUUUUGAUUGUAAGAGUUGUUGCAAUUGAAAUUUCCGUUUCCAUCCUACUUUUGGAAUUGAUUCGACUUUUAACUACACGAUCUGGAGGCGCAAUUAUUGUAAUUUUGGUACCAACUAUUAAAAUUGAAUACAAUUCUUCUACCACGAUUUUGGUGCAAAUUCUUCGCGGAAUCAACAUAAGGGACCUACUUUCUGGCAAUUUCCUCCAGAUUUUGCGACACCUUCCAGUGAUUGGUGACAUUUAUGUUAGCAUUUCACGAUCUUUGAAAGUCUACGCUAGUCUUGACAUCCAAGUUGUACUAACUCGAAGCGGUUCCAGAAAAAUUUUAAUACAAAUUAGAGAAAUCUUUAUUGCAACGAUUAAAGAAAGCGUCACCGGUGCUGUUAGUUCGUCUGGUUCUGGACAGGGAGGUGGAAGCGCCAGUUCCAAUGGAACCGGUCAUUCAGAAGGAAGUGGUUAUGGAUAUGGUGGAGGUUCGUCCGAAAGUGGAAAUGAAACGUCGCAAGCGCAUGGUAGUGGAGGAGGAAAUGGAGUCGCAUCGUCAGAAGGAAACGGUACCGCUACAGGUCAAGGUUACGGAAGUGGAGAAGGAUCAUCAGAGAGUGGAAGUGGAACGUCGCAAGCGAAUGGUAGCGGAGGAGGAAAUGGAGUCGCGUCAUCAGAAGGGAACGGUACCGCUACAGGUCAAGGUUACGGAAGUGGUGAAGGAUCAGUAAACAGUGAAAAUGGGUCAUCACAAGCGCAAGGUGGUGGAGCUGGAGCAGGAACAGCAUCCUCUGAAGGCAAUAGUUCUGCAAGUGGUAGCGGUUACGGAAGUGGAAGUGGUUCCGUCGUUCAACAUCACGUUACUAGUGGUAGCAGUGGUGGAAGCGCAGAAGGUGGAGAAUCAAAUGGAAACGGAGGAUCCAGUGGAGGAGUAAAUGGAGGUAUCAGUGGAGGAGGAAGUGGUAAUAUUGGAGCCAGUGGAGGUGGCUCAGGAGGAGGUAAUGGAGGUUUUGGGGGCAGUGCUAGUGGAGGAAUUUCUGGAGGAAUUCAAGUUGGCUCAAGAGGUUCAGGACCUGCUGUAAUUCAUAAUAAGGAGCAUCACGGCAAAGCUCAUGAUAAACAACUUAAAAAUAAGGAAAAGCAUAAAGGACACGGAAAAGAGCACAAAAAAGCGUAAAAAUGAGGUCGGUUUUGUAUAAAGUGGCUAUGAAUAAAUAUUUUGAGCAUUA
Molecule: messenger RNA, 2587 nt
Organism: Tribolium castaneum (red flour beetle)
Lineage: Eukaryota; Metazoa; Arthropoda; Insecta; Coleoptera; Tenebrionidae
Exons: 4
Coding region: 100-2535 (811 amino acids)
Source: RefSeq, a predicted model, not a curated record